Molecule: messenger RNA, 477 nt
Organism: Knipowitschia caucasica
Lineage: Eukaryota; Metazoa; Chordata; Actinopteri; Gobiiformes; Gobiidae
Source: the annotation of a GenBank genome assembly
AUGGUGCAGGAGCAGUGGUCCUGGGUGGUGCAGGAGCAGUGGUCCUGGAUGGUGCAGGAGCAAUGGUCCUGGGUGGUGCAGGAGCAGUGGUCCUGGGUGGUGCAGGAGCAGUGGUCCAGGAUGGUGCAGGAGCAAUGGGCCUGGGUGGUGCAGGAGCAGUGGUCCUGGGUGGUGCAGGAGCAGUGGUCCUGGAUGGUGCAGGAGCAGUGGUCCUGGAUGGUGCAGGAGCAGUGGUCCUGGAUGGUGCAGGAGCAGUGGUCCUGGGUGGUGCAGGAGCAGAGGUCCUGGAUGGUGCAGGAGCAGAGGUCCUGGAUGGUGCAGGAGCAGAGGUCCUGGAUGGUGCAGGAGCAGUGGUCCUGGAUGGUGCAGGAGCAGUGGUCCUGGGUGGUGCAGGAGCAGUGGUCCUGGGUGGUGCAGGAGCAGAGGAGCAGAGUGGAAUACUUCUCAGUCACCACUCUUCCAAAAGAGUGUGACUGA